Hermetia illucens (black soldier fly) is the source of this 832-nucleotide messenger RNA. RefSeq names its product antigen 5 like allergen Cul n 1-like. The coding region runs from base 15 to 785 and encodes 256 amino acids. Lineage: Eukaryota; Metazoa; Arthropoda; Insecta; Diptera; Stratiomyidae. The record is from RefSeq and is a predicted model, not a curated record. The transcript is spliced from 3 exons.
UCAGCGACAUCACCAUGAAGUUUUUAUUAAUAUUUGCAAUCAUUCUGUCUUCAACGUGUGUUCAUCUAAGUCUUGGGUGGACUGUAGAUUACUGUUCACCAUCACUUUGUAAAGGCCUCCCUCAUAUUGCUUGUGGACAUCCUGGAGACUAUGUAAGCCAGUGUUUAUCAGACACGACCAUAAUGAACCUGAAGCCUCUCAAAAAUGUAAUAUUGGAUCGACAUAACCAGCACAGAAACAAAGUGGCUGGCGGUAGACUACCAGGAUUCAGUCCUGCUGUCCGGAUGGCCACUAUGGUGUGGGAUGAAGAAUUGGCAUAUUUGGCUUCAUUAAAUGCUUUGCGAUGUGAUUUUGAGCACGAUGAAUGCCGCAAUACCGAUAGUUAUCGAAACUCAGGACAGAGUUUAGCUUGGCGUUGGGAUCCUAUGGAGAGCGUACCCCAACCGAAAGACGCUUUAACUUGGGCCAUUGAUUACUGGUUUGGUGAGCAUGUCGACUCUAAUAUGCAACAAAUAGAUCGUUACUAUGUUGGACAUGGGACCGAGCACUUCACCGUCAUGGUCGCUGAAUCCAAUGAACGUGUAGGAUGCGCUGGUCUUUGGCUGAACGAUGGAGAUGGAAUGACAUCCUAUAUAGUCUGCAAUUAUGCAACAACAAAUAUUUUGGAUCGACCAAUUUACAGACAAGGAGCAGCUGGAUCAGAAUGCCGUCACGGUAGAAAUCGACGCUUCUCAAACUUGUGCGCGGUCGGAGAAAACUAUAAUGUCAGCUCGAAUCGUUGGUAGAAAUAAAUGUGUCCAUAUUUAUAAGGAAAUAUAUUUUUUUAAAACUA